UUCUGCAGGUGCUCAAAGAAGUGCAGCAUUGGCGUAACUGGCGUUUAAAAACAUCUCUCGCGAUGGCCUCUGCUACAGAUAACCGCUAUGGGCAAAAGGAGUCCUCUGACCAGAACUUCGAUUAUAUGUUUAAGAUCCUGAUCAUCGGCAACAGCAGUGUAGGGAAGACCAGCUUCCUGUUUCGCUACGCGGAUGAUUCCUUCACUCCGGCCUUCGUUAGCACAGUGGGCAUUGACUUCAAGGUGAAGACCAUCUACAGAAACGACAAGAGGAUCAAGCUGCAGAUUUGGGACACGGCAGGGCAGGAGCGCUACAGGACCAUCACUACAGCCUAUUAUAGGGGAGCCAUGGGCUUUAUCCUCAUGUAUGACAUCACUAACGAAGAGUCUUUCGCGGCCGUACAGGACUGGUCCACACAGAUAAAAACCUACUCAUGGGAUAAUGCUCAGGUGCUCUUGGUGGGUAACAAGUGUGACAUGGAUGAUGAAAGGGUGGUGGCUUCUGAAAGAGGACGACAACUUUCUGAACACCUUGGGUUUGAAUUUUUCGAGGCCAGUGCCAAAGACAACAUCAAUGUAAAGCAGACCUUCGAGCGCCUGGUGGACAUCAUAUGCGAGAAGAUGUCAGAGAGCCUUGACGCCGCGGACCCAGCCGUGACCGGAGCCAAACAGGGCCCACAGCUCACCGAGCAGCCCGCCGCUCCACACCAGGACUGCGCUUGCUAAAACACCACCCAGCCUCUCCAACUACACUGCCCUGCACUACCAUACACAGGAGAAAGGUAAACCAACACGGGAUAAAGGAAAAGAAUAUUCUAACAUAGAAACCUGUAGAACUAUCCUGUUAUCUUUUGUUCUGUUCUGGUUAUAAUUCAGUUUGUGAGUGUUUUUUUUUUUUUAUGUAAUCAUUUAUGACACUAUCUUUGAUUUUGCUGCAUUGUUGUUUUAGACUUGGAGAGGGAAAGCCAUACUUUAAUAUUGUACUUUAAGAAGUAAGUUUGGCGAAGCACAAAUCAUCACGUGUUAGCUCCUUUCCCUUUUGUGUGAAACUUUUAUCUGGCCUUCAUGUGCCACCUUUUACCUUUUUUAGUUUCUUUCCUAUUUAACACAAUCUUUUGUUUUCUUUCAUGCUUAACUUUUGUCAAAUACGAACAAAUACUAGAGAAGAAACCUAUUGUAUAUUUAUUCCAAACAUGUAUAUAGACAAUGUGCAGUAUUUAAUACAGGUAUAGUAACAUAUUUAAAGAGAAAAAAAAAGCAUUUUAAAAAUGACAAAUCAGAGAAGUAUGAAGAAAAUAAGAGGAGUCAUGUAAUGUUUCUGUGGUGAUCCUUUGCAUUGCUUGUCACAAACCUCUCUUGCAUAUUUGUAGGUCUUAAUCAUGGUACCUUUAGUCACUGAACUGCUGAAAGUCAGAUAUACAUAGACAUUCCUCAGUGUAAAAUGCAUGGAAGGAAUUUAAGCCAUUUAGGCAAAUAGUUAUAAGAUUUCCGCACUGUCCGUUGUAGCUCCAAACAGUCUCUAGAUACCGUAAAUCCUCUAAAUGAAGAAAAAAGUUCAUUCGGGAAUCACUUCUUGCGUGUUAAUACUCACAUUGUUGUAGUGACAGAACAUCAGCUUCUGCCAACGUGAAGAAUCCUAUCCACAAUCAAACUUUAACUGGUGUCGCUAAACCCGUACUUAUUCCUAACUCGAUGCAAGGUUCAGGGAUGGGAUUCCCAUUUCUGAUCUUUUUUUUCUUUUUUUUCUAAAUGUUUCUGUAAACAGCUUGUCCUGGUGCAGAAAAUUUAUUCCUACAUGUUGUACUGAAAAGAAACUUGAAAGGAAAAACAUCUCAUGUUGUAAAUGUGUUGUUGUCAGGUCACAUGACCGAGAGUCAGGACUGUUACUUAUUAUGAACUUCGUAUUGGCAUUAAUGAGAAUAUAAGACGAUGUUGACAAGCAAAACCAGAGCCCCUUAUAGUUUUUUUUUUUUUACGAUUGAAAUCAGUUUAAAUUCCUAAAAGUAUCUUUGCCAGUUUUCUUUCCUUUGCUAUGCUGUCUUCCUGAAAAAUGACUGUAAAUAUAUUUGAGUCUUUAGUUUUAUGUGUGACUUGUGCUGUGACUCUGGGCUCAAAACAAACAAACAAACAAACACAAAAAAAGACGAGAUAUGAGAAAUUAUUUAAAGUAUGUGCUUUAUCUGCGUUGUGUAUGCUUGCUUGUGAAUGAAUGUGUCACUUUAUUACAAAGCAAUAUGGAAAACAAUGUUUUGAAGUAUUUAUGGUUUUAUUAUGCCCUUUUAGAGAGAAAUCUUAAAAGUUCAGGAGGAAAAAAAAAUCUAGAACUUAGCAAAUCCUGUAAGGUGACACAGAUCGACAGGAAGCUAUGGAACUUGAAUACUUCAAAUUCACUAAAGAGCAGGAUGAGUGAAAUUGAUCAAAUGCACACUAACCCUCAGAGACCAAACUGUGGACAGGAUGUCCAAGCAGAUGCUUCGUGUCCGUGUCCAAAUUUAUAUUAAGAUAAAUUAAUAAGCUUAUCGAGAUUGAGCAAAUCACAACGUUUAACCACGCUGUAAUCGCUUCAAUGCUCUAAAAGACCUGCUUUUCUAUUCCGUUUUUAGGGAUUGGUUUGUUUUAAAUUCGGCACUUUUUGAUUUCGAUGCGUUGUUGUGUUUUUUCUACUUUUAUUUAUUUUUGUAAAUCUUCUUUUUUUCUAAUAUGGAAAUUCUGUGUAUGUUUCAAGUUAAAAAAGAAAAAGAAAAAGACCAACUAUUAUGCAGUAGUAAAUUAACUCUAAAUACAAUAAGGGGCAUGGUGUCAAAUGUUCAGUGGUGAAGUUUACCAAACCUACUGUCUAUGUUGUGGAAAUUACUGAAUUGAAAAAAAAAAUAAUAAUAAUAAAGGUUUGUGCUGUUGCA
This is a messenger RNA of Clarias gariepinus (North African catfish), 2899 nucleotides long. RefSeq names its product RAB3A, member RAS oncogene family, b (gene rab3ab). The record is from RefSeq and is a predicted model, not a curated record. Gene Ontology annotation, molecular function: GTPase activity; GTP binding. NCBI's taxonomy places the organism in Eukaryota, Metazoa, Chordata, Actinopteri, Siluriformes, Clariidae. Bases 63 to 725 code for a protein of 220 amino acids. The transcript has 5 exons. Gene Ontology annotation, biological process: axonogenesis; regulation of synaptic vesicle fusion to presynaptic active zone membrane; protein secretion. Gene Ontology annotation, cellular component: synaptic vesicle; synaptic vesicle membrane; plasma membrane.